UAAAACAAGGAGAAAAAAAUAUCAAUUUGGUUAAGUUUAAAACUAGAUUCUAACAAAUCAUAAACCAGUACGUACAUAGUGUGUGUAUAUAUGAGGGCUGCCUGCCAGUAGCAACCACACACAAAGCAAGCUCGAUAACGUCGAUCAUGGCGGCGUCAUCCUCCCUGUCUCCUUCCCUCCUCCUCGGCUGCUCCUUCCUCAUCGCGGCCGCCGUCCUCCUUCGCCGCCAUGACAGCGCCGCCGCCACCACCACCACCACCACCCACCUCCACUUCUACAUGCACGACGCCUACACCGGCCCGGCUCCCACCGCCAUGCGCGUCGUCUCCGGCCGCUCCUUGCUGCAGUCCACCACCGACAUCGUCGACGGCUCGUCGCCGCCGCGGCAGUUCGGGGACAUCGUGGUGCUGAACAACGCGCUGACGGAGGGGCCGGACGCCGGCAGCGCGCGCGUGGGCACGGCGCAGGGGUUCGGGGUGCGGGUGUCGGAGGGCGGGUUGGUGACGGACCUGAGCAUGCACCUGGUGAUGGAGGCCGGCGAGCACCGCGGCAGCUCGGUGGCGAUCAAGGGCCGGAUCGACGUCGGCGUCGGCGUGCGCGAGUCGGUGGUCGUCGGCGGCACCGGCCGGUUCCGGCUCGCGCGCGGGUACAUGGCCAGCAGCAGCUACGACUACAGCCUCGCCGCCGGCGGCGUCGUCGAGAUCCACGUCUACCUGCAGCACUAGCUAGCAGCCUGACACACUACGUACAGCUAGAACGCGCGCGCCUCUCCUGCAUGCCUAUGCCUUUUCAUUUCAUGUGUUCUUGCUUAAAGUUGUAACCAGCGUCCUGUGAUGUAUUGUACUGUACUGUAGCUCGUCUAUUUUCGAUUUUUUGCAUGAGCACGUCUGCAUGUUUGCAGCGUGAGCGUCGUGUGUUCCGGUCACGUUCGUGCCUGGAACGCGUCUUCUCAUGGACAAUUAAAGGCAGCAGCGCACAAACUACAUUUUACAUUAAGAUAUUUCUAAAUUAAUUACCGCUA
This is a messenger RNA of Oryza sativa Japonica Group (Japanese rice), 1021 nucleotides long. RefSeq names its product dirigent protein 1. The record is from RefSeq and is a predicted model, not a curated record. Lineage: Eukaryota; Viridiplantae; Streptophyta; Magnoliopsida; Poales; Poaceae.